CUCUACCAGAGUGUAGCUUUUGCCCAGCAGAGGUCUCUGUAUGCCUGUGUGCCCGGCCCUCCCCCUUCUCUCUGCUGUGUGACUGUGCAUGGGGAAUUACACGGACACUUCCUGUUGCUGCUGCCUUUAGUUACUAUUAUCUGUUAUUGAUGUUUACGCGCUGCCAGUCUCCCUCUGCUCCAGUCCAUUGUGUUCUGUAAAAGAUAUAUCGCAGCAGUGUCCUUACAGCUUUUCCAUGUAGGUUAGGUCCUUGCGGUAUUGCACCGCGCAUAGCGAGAGGAGAGGGACCCCGCAACAGCAGUUACUUCCCCGUGUCGGUGCUGCUGCCUGCCUUUGAGCGGGGUGUAUGCGUGCUGCUGCGUGCUCAGCAUGGCGGGGGAGAGCACCAGGGCUCUCGUCUCUGGAUUUGUUUUUGGCGCUCUCACUUUCCACCAUGUUAACUCCGGCUCAGACUCGGAAGGAUUUCUUCUUGGAGAUGUGAAAGGGGAAGCAAAGGAUAGCAUCACUGAUUCCCAGAUGAGUGACAUUCAAGUAGUUUAUACAAUCGAUAUCCAAAGGCAUGUACCCUGUUACCGGCCUUGCAGUUUUUACAGUGGAGCGGGUGAAUUGGACAAGCGUGCAUUACAGAAGCUACUUGCUGGGCAUGAAAAGAAUGUGAUUGGGUGGUAUAAGUUUCGUCAGAACACAGAUCAGACAAUGACCUUCAGGGAGAGGAUCUUGCAUCAGAACCUGCAAGCAUACCUGUCUAACUCGGAACUUGUGUUCUUGGAAGUCACAACGCAAUCUACAACGGAGACCGAAUCCACUCAUCUCAUUGAGUACUCCUUACAUAAAUCUCAAGAUGGUCUUUUUCAGAAAGUGCCUCUCAUAAUUGCCAACCUGGGGAUGUUGGAGCAGCAGGGAUACAGCACUUUAUCUGGAGCCUGUGUGUCUGUUGGAUUUAACCAGGCAGUCAAAAAUCACAGGUUGGAGUUCUUUAAUGAAGAUGGCACUUUAAAGGAAGUUAAUAAAAUUACUGGUAUGUGUAAGAGUCUACAGGAGCAACUGAAGGACACUUGCAGUCGUGUGGUAGAAAGUGAGAAUUCUGUUGAACAACUUAUACAGCAAGUUAAUCAACUCAAGAUGCAAAUAGCGGAGAAGAGAAAGCUUCGUUCAGAUGGUGAGAAGAAACCUGCAAACCCAGAAGAAAAUGUUUUCUUGUGCAAGGCUAUGCGUCACUUCUUCCCUGGUUCAGCUCAUCUACAAUCGUGUCACCUUUCUCUAACUGGCGAGCCAGUACCUCACAACUGUGAUGACAAUCAUACCCUCAGCGAGGUAAAUAAACUUACUUUAAUGAUUCAACAAUGUGACCUCCCAGAAGCUGGUACCAGGAAAGCUGGAAAGCGAAAGAGACCUCCACUAAAAAAUAAAUCCAAUUUGCUGCUUAUGAAGACCAGAGCUGCCACACAACAGAGCAACAGCAGUGACAGAGUACUGUUCACUAGUGGCACAGAAACAGAGGAGGAUUCAGAGCGUUUACAAAUGGACUACACGGGUUCACAAUCGCCAACAUUUUAAUAAUCAGUCUGGACACGUUUUACAUGUUUCUCCUGCCCUAGUUUGAAUAUUGUUUGACUGUGUGAGUGGGAAAGUGGAGUAUAUGAUGUGGUUAGGGCCAAGAGAACAGGUCCUAUUUCUUUUAACUUGUAUUCUGUUUUAUCUGUCAGAUUUGUAUUUAUUUUAUUGGAAUAAAAACAAUCAAAACUA
This is a messenger RNA of Pseudophryne corroboree (corroboree frog), 1746 nucleotides long. RefSeq names its product abraxas 1, BRCA1 A complex subunit (gene ABRAXAS1). Gene Ontology annotation, cellular component: nucleus. The record is from RefSeq and is a predicted model, not a curated record. NCBI's taxonomy places the organism in Eukaryota, Metazoa, Chordata, Amphibia, Anura, Myobatrachidae. Gene Ontology annotation, molecular function: polyubiquitin modification-dependent protein binding; microtubule binding. Gene Ontology annotation, biological process: attachment of spindle microtubules to kinetochore; mitotic spindle assembly; protein K63-linked deubiquitination. The transcript has 9 exons. The coding region runs from base 370 to 1557 and encodes 395 amino acids.